AUGCUCCGCUGCUCGUGGCGCCGCACCUUCGCCUCGGCCGCCCAGCCGCCCCGGCCGCUGCGCCUGCUCUUCUGCGGCUCCGAUGACUUCAGUAUCCACGCGCUGCGCGCCCUGCACGGCGAGCAUGCGAGCAACCCGCGCCUCAUCGACGCCCUCCAUGUCGUCCACCGGCCUGGCAAGCCCACCGGCCGGGGCUUGAGGCAAAUCCGCCAAGUCCCCAUCAAGGCCGCAGCCGAAGAGCUUGCCCUCCCCGCCCAUGAGAUCGACACCUUCACAGGCUGGACUCCACCCGUGCCGUUCGAUUUGGUGGUGGCCGUGUCCUUCGGGCUCCUUGUGCCGCCGCGCAUCUUGAACUCAGCCACAUACGGCGGCCUGAACGUCCAUCCCUCGAUGCUGCCCGAUCUGUACGGCCCUGCGCCCAUCCACCAUGCUUUGCUGCGGGGAGACACGAGCACCGGCGUCAGCGUCCAAACUUUGCACCCCAAGCAUUUUGAUCAGGGCGUCGUGCUGUCUCAGACUCCACAGACCAUUCCCGAUCCCGACAACUGCACCCCCCAGCGCCUCAUCGAUCACUUGGGCCCCAUUGGAGGCGCCAUGCUGGUGCAAGUCCUCAGAGACGGCGCUUUCAUUCCUCCCUUGACGAGUGCAAUUGCAAGAUCUGAGUCUGAGCCUCGCCAUGCUUCGAAGAUUACGAAAGAGCACAGCCAUGUAGAUUUUCGUACCUGGCCCGCCGAUCGCAUUAUCUUGUCCGGACAAGGUUCUUCGAAGAGGAUCGUCAUCCAUGCAGCGAGAGUUGGCCCCGGCUCACCACCAGAAUCGUAUGCUCCGGGCACAUGGUGGGCCAAUGAUGAGCGUCAACCGAUUCUUGUACUGUUGAGGGCCACCGCAAGGGCGAAGGCACUCGACUGUUAUCCCGAGCAUUAG
This is a messenger RNA of Lasiodiplodia theobromae, 924 nucleotides long. Its product is annotated as Methionyl-trna formyltransferase. Bases 1 to 924 code for a protein of 307 amino acids. Gene Ontology annotation, molecular function: methionyl-tRNA formyltransferase activity. The transcript has 4 exons. Gene Ontology annotation, biological process: biosynthetic process; conversion of methionyl-tRNA to N-formyl-methionyl-tRNA. Lineage: Eukaryota; Fungi; Ascomycota; Dothideomycetes; Botryosphaeriales; Botryosphaeriaceae. The record is from RefSeq and is a predicted model, not a curated record. Gene Ontology annotation, cellular component: mitochondrion.